AUGGCUCACCUGAAGCAGACUUUUUCAUCUCUUUUCAACUGCUUUAGGGAAACACCAUCUCUCUUUUUGGGACUGCUGAGGUGGGACAGCUGCCUAGACACCGAUGAAGAGCAUGUGAAUUUUGCUAGAAGAGAUGAACUGAACAGAGCUCACAGUGAGAACAGAGAGGAACCAGAUGGACCCCUGAAAUUUGAGCUUAAUGUUUGUCACCAGGAUCCAGAAUACAAGUCCCCAGCUCCCUUGCCACAUGCUCAGGUCAAACUGAUCACCAGCUGGGAAGCAGGAUGGAAUGUAACAAAUGCCAUUCAGGGAAUAUUUGUCCUAGGAUUGCCGUAUGCUCUCCUCCACAGUGGAUACAGUGGUCUACUUCUCAUUGUCUUGGCUGCAGCAUUAUGCUGUUACACAGGCAAAAUUCUAAUUGCUUGCUUGUAUGAAGAAAAUGAAGAUGGGCAACUGAUACGAGUGAGAGACACGUACGAAGAUAUUGCAAAUGCCUGCUGCAAAAAGUUGUCUCCCAGUCUAGGUGGCAUAGUUGUCAAUGUGACCCAAGUGGUGGAACUGCUCAUGACAUGUGUUUUGUAUCUGGUUGUUAGUGGGAACUUGCUGUCUCAUAGUUUUCCAUAUGUACCAGUGACUGAGAAAACUUGGUCUGUAAUUGCAUUUGUUACUCUCUUGCCUUGUGUAUUUAUCAGAACUCUCAAAAUUGUUUCCAAACUCAGCCAGCUUUGCUCUUUGGUUCAUUUUGUUAUCAUCCUUGUAGUGAUAACUUACUGUCUCACACAAAUACAUCAGUGGUCCUGGGCAAAAUUCAGACUCUCCCUUGAGUUUGAGGACUUCUUGGUCUCUGUAGGGGUGAUCAUCUUCAGUUACACUUCACAAAUAUUUCUUCCCACACUUGAAGGUAACAUGAAAAACCCAGGGGAAUUUAGAUGUAUGCUAAAUUGGACUCACUUUUUUGCCUGUAUCUUGAAAACAACCUUUGCACUGACUGCUUUCUUGACCUGGGGUGAAAAGACAAAGGAAGUUAUUACUGACAACCUGCCAUCAUUUUUUGAAACCCUAGUGAAUUUAUGUCUCUUAACCAAGGCUUUUCUUUCUUACCCUUUGCCCUUUUUUGCAGCCACAGAAAUUGUGUGUUCUUGUAUUUCCAAAGGUAACCAUUCCAAUUACAAAUCUCCACUACUUGCUCUGGCUGUAAGAGGCUCAUUUCUCUUGUUAACUCUGUUGAUGUCCAUGUUCACACCACAUUUUGCCCUGUUGAUGGGUUUGUCAGGCAGUGUAACCGGUGCUGCUAUGACUUUUCUUCUUCCUUCUCUCUUCCAUUUAAAACUUAAAUGGAAAAAACUGUCCUUCUUAGAGAAAUGUGCAGAUAUCUCUGUUUUUAUUUUGGGCUUCCUUUGUAGCCUUGCAGGCAUAGUUUGCUCAAUAAAAGGGCUGCUUGAAGUAUUUGGAGGAGUGUAAAAUAUUUCCUGAAUGACAAAUAAGGAUCAAAUCUUAUAAAUGCUUUCACCCUGUUAGUCAGUAUAUAUGAGAUUUUGUCACUAGGUAGAAUUAAGCAUAUGCUUAAAUGUUUGCAGAUUCAAGUCUUUAACUAGAAAAUUAUGUGGCUCUAAGCAAUCUGGAAAAUAACAUUCAUAGCCAAAAAGUACAAAAUCAGGCCUCUUUAAAACAUUGAGAAGAAAGGUGUUGGAGAUGGUUUAGCAUAAAAAUAAUUUUAAGUAAUCCUACAUAGUUUUAGCCAUACAUGACAUGCACAUCCUGAAAUUACUACUGCAAGGGAUUCCACCAAUUUAGCCAGAAGGUUCAUAGGGUUAGAUACUGUUCAGUCUCAAAGCUAUCAAAGCUAGCUUACAGGAUGUAACUUGGAGAGGUCUAUUAUUGAAAAUGGAUGAAAUAUUAUUUCACCUCAUUGGCAAACUGCAAUUCAACAUGUGAACAGAACAAAUUAGUGAAUUUUGGUUUUUAUGUAAGACAAAUUCUACUACUUGUUUUUUAAAUGAAUAGGCAAAAAGAGAGCUCAGUUUAAAACAGCUUUGAAAGUGUGCUUUUAUCACAACUUCAAAUGGGAAUACAGUCAAAGGCGCAUUCUAACAGUUCAAAGUCUCGGAAAAGAGAAUUUUUUCUGAAAUAAGCUAUAGCCAGUGACUGCAGCUUUUCUGCAAGUCUACCUCCUAAGAUUCACGUCUCUGCAAUGCAGCUACUCUAUUGGUUGAGUGACUAGAAGUCUCGCUGGUAGCAUGAAAAAGUUAACAUGCAGUUCACUUUCCCUCUUAGGCAGGAAAUUUCUUAGAUCUGUGUAUUUUAUCUGAUUCUAUUAAAAGCUCAAUGAAGUAAAUCAAGUUCAAUAAACAGACACAGUUAACUUCCGGUACAAUUUGGUAGAUCUUUAGCUUUAAAAGAUAUUGGAUUAAUAAAAAAUCAGCAUUGCAAUGUAUUUCACAUUAGUGAUAAAACAUUAUGACAAGAAGUGUCAGAGUGCUCUAAUGAAUACAUAUUAUCUUAUCAUACUAAAUCUCUGUUAUAAAACAUAAUUAAAGUAAUUAAUUCAAAGAAGAAAGUGUGUGUUUUUAUUAUGAACAAUUUCACACAACCUUGUACUGUGUCAUAUGGAAAAGUCUUUGUACAUCAGUGUAAGACUGGGUGACAAAGAGCCCAGCACUAUCUGCUUAACUGAGCUAUUUUUGCUAUGUAGUGUCUCAGCAUUAAUGCUUCUGUCCUGCGUGAGCAACAGUUGCCUCUCAAGGCUAAUUUGCUGAAUGAUAAAUAACAUGCAACUAAACUAAAGGGAGGAAUUCUGGAAAGCCUUGUAUGUCACUCUGUUCCUUUCUUGUCUACUAAUGUA
This is a messenger RNA of Corvus hawaiiensis (hawaiian crow), 2842 nucleotides long. RefSeq names its product vesicular inhibitory amino acid transporter-like. Lineage: Eukaryota; Metazoa; Chordata; Aves; Passeriformes; Corvidae. Gene Ontology annotation, cellular component: vacuolar membrane. Gene Ontology annotation, molecular function: amino acid transmembrane transporter activity. The record is from RefSeq and is a predicted model, not a curated record. Gene Ontology annotation, biological process: amino acid transmembrane transport. Bases 1 to 1461 code for a protein of 486 amino acids. The transcript is spliced from 2 exons.